AUGCCCGGGGAUGAGGGAAACAAUGGCCUCAUAUCUGGUCAAAAUGGCCAGUACGAGCAUGAAUCCCAGAAUCUCCUGUCCAGCCCACACGAAGAGUCCGACGACCCCAUGGUUUACCCCGGAUCAGCCAACUCGCCCGCGACACCCGCGGACAACGCCCGACGCGCAAAGCGCCAAUCCUCCAUAUCGCAGCCUGCCCCGGACGGACAACGCCGUACCCCGCGCACAACAAAUCGAGUUCGAUUUAACCUGGACGAGGAGACAGAGGACGAAGGCUACCCCAAUGGCCACGUCCGCAGCUCGGAGGACACACGAUGGCUAGACGAGGAGGACUAUGAGCUCGGCGAGCAGGGAAGAGCUGGCGGCAUACGCAAUACAGGCCAGAGUGUUCCUCUGCUCACCAAUAUCGAAGCCCCCAGUGUGACCCUCGCAACCUCGGACGACUUCUUUCCCGAAGACCACCUGGAGAACGCGCGGCCGCGCAGUGGAAUGAAAAUGGCGUUUAUGAAUAUGGCCAACAGUAUUAUCGGAGCAGGUAUUAUCGGCCAGCCCUAUGCUUUGCGCCAAGCAGGCAUGGUCACUGGAAUUCUGUUGCUGACCGCAUUAACCGUUACCGUUGACUGGACCAUCCGCCUGAUCGUCGUCAAUUCGAAGCUGAGCGGGGCCGAUUCCUUUCAAGCGACUAUGCAAUACUGUUUCGGCAAAAGUGGGCUCAUCGCGAUCUCUGUUGCUCAAUGGGCAUUCGCCUUCGGCGGCAUGAUCGCAUUUUGCAUCAUUGUCGGUGAUACAAUUCCUCACGUUCUGGAGGCUUUGUUUCCGGCCCUUCGCGACAUCCCUUUCCUCUGGCUACUUACCGAUCGACGAGCGGUGAUUGUGCUUUUCGUUCUGGGUGUUUCAUAUCCUCUGUCCUUGUACCGGGACAUUGCAAAGUUAGCAAAAGCCUCGGCACUCGCUUUAGUCAGUAUGACCGUCAUUGUCGUCGCAGUCAUCACACAAGGCUUCCGAGUUCCUUCCGAAUCGCGAGGUGAAAUCAAGAGCCACCUCGUCAUCAACUCUGGAUUGUUUCAGGCAGUGGGUGUGAUAUCUUUUGCUUUCGUUUGCCAUCACAACAGCCUUCUCAUCUACGGAUCCCUAAAGAGACCGACGCUCGAUCGCUUUGCAACCGUUACUCACUACUCAACCGGUGUGUCUUUGAUCAUGUGUCUGGCGAUGGGCAUUGCGGGGUUUCUGUCCUUCGGCUCCAAAACCCAAGGCAAUGUCCUCAACAACUUCCCGUUAGACAACAUCUUGGUUAACAUUGCUAGAUUUUGCUUCGGCUUAAACAUGCUGACUACUCUCCCGCUGGAGGCCUUCGUAUGCCGAUCCGUCAUGACCGAGUAUUACUUCCCCGACGAACCCUUCAACUCACAUCGACAUUUGAUAUUCACAACUUCGUUGGUGGUGACCUCUAUGGUGCUGGCACUCGUAACCUGCGAUCUGGGAAUGGUUUUCGAGCUCAUUGGGGCCACCAGCGCUGCCGCACUGGCUUACAUCUUCCCCCCUCUAUGUUAUAUCAAACUGAGCAGUGCUAGCCGCCGGGAAAAGAUACCAGCUUACGCAUGCAUUGGGUUCGGGCUUAUCGUCAUGGUGGUUUCUGUUGUGCAAGCCAUUGCCGAUGCCUUCACGAAUGAAGGGGGUCACACGUGUGGUGCUUCGUAG
Molecule: messenger RNA, 1698 nt
Organism: Penicillium argentinense
Lineage: Eukaryota; Fungi; Ascomycota; Eurotiomycetes; Eurotiales; Aspergillaceae
Product: putative amino acid transporter
Exons: 6
Coding region: 1-1698 (565 amino acids)
Biological process (GO): amino acid transmembrane transport
Cellular component (GO): endoplasmic reticulum
Molecular function (GO): amino acid transmembrane transporter activity
Source: RefSeq, a predicted model, not a curated record